AUGUUGAAGCAACUCUUGGGGAUCACAGCGAUCGCCAGUGUCUUCGCCAGUGCGAGUCCACUGGAGGAGCGACAGACUGUUCAGGGCGUUCAGAAUGCCCUUGGCAUAGGAAAGGACCCGAGCGCUUUCUCACAAGUGGUGUCCGGGACUCGCCAGUACUAUUUUCCAAACAUUGCCGUGCCGGCCGCCAAUGGCAGAAACUUGGUAACGCUCCAAAUUUCGAAUGAUCUCAACACUGUCUUGUCAGACCAGGCGAACGACUACACUAUCUGGAACACGACGUAUACCCCCAACGAUACCGGCUUCUAUAAAUAUGGCACCAAUAACUACAUCAUCACGGUCGCCAUCAAUCCUCAGAGCAGUGGCAUCAGGGUGUUGCAAAACACGGGAACUGAUCUUACCAAAGGCUGGAAGGAACUCGGACAGAUUAAAGAUGAAAAUGGCAAGGUCCUCGUCGGGUACGACAGUCAAGCGUUCGACGUCAACGGCAAGAAGUACCUCUUGUACGGAUACUCCGGCCACAGCAUUUACAUUGCUCAGCUCACCAGCGAGACAACUGUUGCAAAUGCUGCUCUCAUUGUCAGCACGACAGGGAAUCCGCCUGUGCAAGAAGCCCCUGGCGCACUAGUGCAGGGUGAUACCGUGAACAUUUUCUGGAGCGAGAAUAUGUAUCAGACCCCCUUUUACAACGUCCGGCGGCUCUCUACAUCCACCAGCUCCAACCUCGUCAGUCGUAGCACAUGGAGCGGACUGCCCAUUACCACCAUUCUGCAGAACAGCACCACCAACGGUGUUCAAGGUCCAGGUUCCGCCUCGACAUUUACUGGCCCCGACGGCAAACCCUGGCUCGCGUACGACUGUUAUUACAGCAAAGAUGGGAGUUUUGUUGGUCCAAGGAAGGUACAAGUGCAGCCAAUCACAUUCACUGGGAAUGGUAAUGUGAUGGCUUCUAUGGUUCCGCUGAAGCCUACUCGCUUCAAUACCUGA
Zasmidium cellare ATCC 36951 is the source of this 987-nucleotide messenger RNA. RefSeq names its product glycoside hydrolase family 43 protein. The record is from RefSeq and is a predicted model, not a curated record. Gene Ontology annotation, molecular function: hydrolase activity, hydrolyzing O-glycosyl compounds. NCBI's taxonomy places the organism in Eukaryota, Fungi, Ascomycota, Dothideomycetes, Mycosphaerellales, Mycosphaerellaceae. Gene Ontology annotation, biological process: carbohydrate metabolic process. The transcript has a single exon. Bases 1 to 987 code for a protein of 328 amino acids.